Aureococcus anophagefferens is the source of this 219-nucleotide messenger RNA. RefSeq lists its product as hypothetical. Gene Ontology annotation, biological process: protein import into mitochondrial matrix; protein stabilization; protein folding. Gene Ontology annotation, cellular component: mitochondrion. The record is from RefSeq and is a predicted model, not a curated record. The transcript has a single exon. The annotation marks the transcript as partial. Gene Ontology annotation, molecular function: protein-folding chaperone binding; zinc ion binding. Lineage: Eukaryota; Pelagophyceae; Pelagomonadales; Pelagomonadaceae.
CUGGCGAUCAUUUUCACGUGCACGGUCUGCGACACGCGGUCCGCGAAGAAGUUCUCCGAGCGGAGCUACCGCCACGGCGUCGUCAUCGUCAAGUGCCCGGGGUGCCAGAACCACCACCUCAUCGCCGACAACCUCGGCUUCUUCGAGGACGACCGCUGGGACGUCGAGAAGCUCGCCGCCGAGCGCGGCGACGAGAUCAACAAGGUCGACGACGACAAC